AUGGAGAACGGACAGGACGAAGGAGUCGCCUCCGUUUCGAUGUCCUCGCGAGCCAAGGCCUUGAUAACGGAAUCGAUCUUCCCAGCAAAGGACUUUUUGAAGUAUGGUUUCUCGGAAACGAUUUCGUACUUGCUGGCAAUAGCCGGAUCCUGCGUCGGUGUUCCUCCAAGUAUUCUUGACUAUUUGCAGGCCAUGUCGGCUGACCUUUACAAGGAGAGGCGUGAAUUCAUCUUGCAGAACGCCAACAAGAAUAUCAAGCAAAUAGCUCAAGAGUUUUUCGAAGUAUUCGACCUCUCCAAUAAGCAAACGGCUCUGGACGCUCUUCAUACUUCGCUGUAUAGUACCGACUACACCGAACUUACGAAGCUGCUGAAGGAAAACGAUUUCAAAGAGUGGGCGACGCACUAUUUCUCGCAGGCAAAGAAGCGGAAGAAGAUGAGCGUCCAAAACAUUGUCGACAAGGAGCGCAAUAAGCUUCAAAUCGCUGGGGUGGUUCAAGGCUCAAGGUUCAUAGAGUCAGGCAUGGGGCUACUCGCGCCAGAGGAGGAUCGUAUUGCUGCAUCUACGCUCGCGAACCGGCCUCCCUCCACUCUUACGUCCAGUUCAUCAACCAGUCUCCCGCCAUCGACUUACACAGCUCCCCAGCAGGAUGAGGAACAUAUGUUCAGUGUGGCCGAGGGCGUGCCAUUGUGUGUCACUGGUGAACAUGACAAGCGCGCGACGCCACUCCUGACACGUUUAUCUUCCGACACCCGUCCUUCCAGAUCAUUCACUUUCCCCUCAUCAUCAUCUUCUGUAGAGACAAAGAACCCAUCCACAGAGCACUCGCCAACGGAGCCAGAGACAGAUGCUGAUGCUUCGGAGGUGCAGAUUGUUUGCUCACGCGCCAAGUCGACUCCUUUUUAUGACUUGAUCGCUUAUGUCUUUCAGAAGGUCAAGAAGAAGCCCGCGGUCCUCCCUUCAUUCAUCCCAGGAGGUCUCUCAAGUAACCACAAAGAGCUCUACAAGGCUGCGUUGGACGAGCUGCGCAAGCCGGGACCAGUCCAAGCCAAGAAAGAUGUACUGGUCAUGCUAUCUGGAAUUAUCAACACUGUGGUGCCGAGCGGACGGUGCUUCUCUCUCUCCAAGACUAUCGUGACCUCGUCGCAAUUAACUCCUGUCGACCCUAACUCAGACACUCACAAGGCAGUCAAAGAGGUCUUGGAAAGGCUACUAAAUGCAUUGUACCCGAGUCUCGAAAAAGACCGGUACGCGGAUCCCCAGUUUGUGCAGCUGCAGAAGACCAUAUGGCAAGGACUGUGUCACGCGGUCGAUCUGAAGCAGACCGUUUCCGGUAUGGCCACUGGAGAGCUGAUUUCCAAGUCGAGCACAGAUGCACGACAGCUUGCUGAGGCUGAAUUUGGAUCCACAACAUCGUCCGUGUCCGGUAGAAAAGUGGAUAUGAGUCUGCGGAUCCAAGUCGACAACCAAUGGCGGAGCGAAAUCGCCGUCUUUGAGUUCAAGACUGCCAGCGCCAGCCAGCAUAUCUGUGACAUCCAGCAAAAGAAAUCCGUCCGUUUGAAUGCCGCCAUUCUUAUGGAUCUUGAGGAGCGCGGCCUGGACCUCACUCGCCAUUAUCCCAUAAUUGCAGAAGGCAAGGGCCUCAGCAUGGACUUCUACGCAUUGAGGCGACAUGGUGACGUACUCGGCGCAGGUCGGGCCACAGAGCAUCUCCGUCGCUUUUCUAUCGACGUCACGGAUACCUUGGCCCAGUCCAACGCCACACCCUUUAACGAUGAUGAUUACGACUACUACGAACAAGAGGAAACACCAAUGUCAUCCCCACUCUCCAACACCAGGCCGCGACCAUCCACGCCCCCGCCACGCAAGCGUUCGAACCCCUUUAUUCUCUUCUCGCCCGCAAAUAAGAACAAGCGAAAUCAUGGACGUCGCCGUUCGCAGGCAGAGAAGAAGGAUGAACUUGACUACGAGGACGAGGACGAUGACGAGUAUGACGGCCAUGAUUGA
This is a messenger RNA of Linnemannia hyalina, 2007 nucleotides long. The record is from the annotation of a GenBank genome assembly. NCBI's taxonomy places the organism in Eukaryota, Fungi, Mortierellomycota, Mortierellomycetes, Mortierellales, Mortierellaceae.